This is a messenger RNA of Acanthopagrus latus (yellowfin seabream), 2358 nucleotides long. RefSeq names its product SLX4 interacting protein (gene slx4ip). The transcript is spliced from 8 exons. The record is from RefSeq and is a predicted model, not a curated record. The coding region runs from base 227 to 1513 and encodes 428 amino acids. Lineage: Eukaryota; Metazoa; Chordata; Actinopteri; Spariformes; Sparidae.
CCCGUUGAAAAACAAAGAUGGCCAUUUAAUUUUUAUUUUAUUUAUUUAUUUAUUUUUAAUUUUUACCUUGCUUAGUAUUUCCGUGAUGUGUUUUUUUGGCAAGAGUCAUCCGCUGAAACCUUUUGCCGUCCUCGGACUACAAACCAAGCGGUUGUGACGUCAUCUCCUGAAGCCUCCCUUUCAAAACUGUUGGCGGUGAAACAAGCUGACUGCUGUGUUCACUACAAUGGCUCCUCAAAAAAUUGUUAUUAAGUGUGGGAACUUUGCCGUGCUGGUGGAUCUCCACGUUCUGCCCCUGGGCGGCCGAGAGGACGCCAGCUGGUUUACUACGGACCACAUCGAGGACGUCACAGCCCUAGUUCGAGAUUCCGUGGACCAGAGGGUUAAGCAGUACUCCGAGUCCCUCCACAAUAGAAGACAGCCCAUACAGAAGAAGGACCUGGCACCUGCUUCAGCCUUUUUUGUGAAAGGCAAAAGCUUCAAUUUGGUCGCCAAUUUUAUGAAGCGACACAUGAAUCUCAGAUGUAUCGUCAAGCAGCUCCAUGGAGAUUUGCGUGUAUUUCCUGAACGCUAUGUUGUGUGUGUGAGCUGUCCAGAAGACGCCUCAGCACACCAUGGAAAUCCGAGCCCUGCCGCGACUGAGCUGAGCGAACAAAGCCGAUCGGAAUAUUUUUCCAGAGUGGGAGAAACCCAAGAGCCUUUAAACAGCCCCACAAAAACAAAGAAGACUGUGCUUCAAAAGCUAGCCAAACAAGCUAGUGUCCAGCGAGAGCGCUGUGGCUCCAGUACGGGGGAACAGCAGAUUGACCAGGGAGUCUGUCCCAGAAAUCAAACAGGGGAACUUGGAGCAGGAGAGUUAAAAGAGACUGGGUCUAGCUCUGGACAGCAGGCCCUCCCAGAAGCAGACCACAAGGUGCCUUUCCCCAGAGCCUUAAAUGAAGCUUCAAUUGUGACUACUCGAAAGCAGGGCCUGACCCCGGAGCAGCAGGCUGAGAAAAGUCCUCCAGACAGCUUCGACCCAAAUCGGGCCUCAGCAGUUUUCUGCCAACAUGAAAUCAGUCAGGAGACCAGCAAGAGGUGCAAGCCGAGCGAUGUAGGGGAAGACCCUCACCCACAGAGGGCCAAGAGGACGUGCCUUGGAAGACCUCCAGCCACAAUGCAAACUCACUCCACCAAGAGCUCCACACAAACAUCCAAGCAUGACCCUCUUCCUCUGCCGCCCGUUCCUCCAGCCGAAGCCAAGGCAGAGUCCAAGGCUUUCCCAGUCUCCGAGUGCAAGAAAACCACACUGGAAGUAGAGCUGCUUACUCUAGGGAAACGGGCCCAGAGGCUCCCCCUCACAAGCAAUAACACGGCACAGACAAACCAAAACAGGCUGGCCGCAAGUCUGAGGGGCCUAUCUGUCAAGCCUGCAUCCUCAGGCUCCUCUAUUAGUUCCAGAUCCACACUCACAGAGGAGGGGAGUGAAAAUGUGCCCAGAACCUCUAGAUUACGACGACUGAAGAGGUCCUGAGGGGGGAAGAGACGAGCUACAGUAAAGAUGCUUGACGCCACGGAGAUAGAGAUGAUAUUGUGUCAGGCUACAUGUUUACCCCAUGCAGUCUCCUCAGAUGACAUGCAUUUGUACACGUGUCACGUUUUAUUACAAUCCCCAUUCUUUUCACAUGUGCUGCACACACCCACACAGAUGAAAUGCUGAACAUUUUAUGGCAAUUACACGAGCUAUACACGAGCGUUUUGUCAAAUACUUGAAACAGACGUUUGCCUCCACCCAUAAGUAGUGGUGGUCAAGAGAGGCUCGCAAAUGAAAGUCAAAAACCUUUAAUUGGAGUUUAGAUUUGGUUUUGUGUUAAAGAUUGGGGAUUUCAGACAGGCAGGAGCCAUGUAGUACGUCAUGGCUCUGAGUCUGAAACACUGGCUCCUACGUGUCUGAAAACUGUCCAGUUUCCCCGCUGAAGCUCUGCUGUGAUUGAUUGCUGUUUCCAAAUUUAUUUCAUCACCCCAUUCUCAAAAAUGCACAAACGUAGUUAGAUUUCAUUCAUAUACAGUUUGCUCAGUACCUGAAAUGUAUCUUUAAAUUUGAGGGUUUUAUGCAGCUUUUAUCUUGAACUUGAACCAAAUGUGUGGGUGUUUUGAGCAGUAUUGAAAUAUUAGUGGUUUUGCUUGGGAACAGCAGGACUUCUACAGUGUCACAGGUUAAAAUGCGGCUGCUGUCGUCGCCCCAACGCUCGGCGGGGCUGUUCAUAUCACCAUAUUGGCCCUGGACCAGAGGGAACAUGAUUUUACUGAUUUUAUUUUACUGGAAAUACAUUUUAUGACAUAAAUAAAAUUUGUUUUUCCCUAGAGGAAAAAAAAUAA